AUGUCCAGACAGAUGACAGUGAAACCUACAGUAGUGUCCAGACAGAUGACUGUGAAACCUUCAGUAGUGUCCAGACAGAUGACAGUGAAACCUACAGUAAUUAAUGUCCAUACAGAUGACAAUGAAACCUUCAGUUGUGUCCAGACAGAUGACUGUGACAUCUACAGUAGUGUUCAGACAGAUGACGAUGAAACCUUCAGUAGUGUCCAGAUAGAUGACAGUGAAACCUUCAGUAGUGUCCAGGCAGAUGAAUAUGAAACCUAUUGUAGUGUCCAGACAUAUGACAGUAAAACCUACAGUAAUAUAGAUCACAGUGAAACCUACAGUUAUGUCCAGACAGAUGACAGUGAAACUUUUAGUAGUGUCCAGAUAGAUGAAAGUGAAACCUUCAGUAGUGUCCAGAUAGAUGACGGUGGAAUCUACAGUAGUGUCCAGACAGAUGACAGUGAAACAUACAGUAGUGUCCAGAAAGAUGACAGUAAAACCUACAGUAAUACAGAUGACAGUAAAACCUUCAGUAGUGUCCAUACAGAAAACAGUGAAACAUACAGUAGUGUCCAGACAGAUGACUGUAAAACAUACAGUAGUGUCCAGAUAGAUGACAGUAAAACCUACAGUAAUAUCCAGACAGAUGACAGUGGAACUUACAGGAAUGUCCAGACAGAUGACAGUGAAACAUACUGUAGUGUCCAGAUAGAUGACAGUAAAACCUUCAGUAAUAUCCAGACAGAUGACAGCGGAACCUUCAGUAGUGUCCAGACAGAUGGCAUUGAAACAUACAUUUAUACAGAUGACAGUAAAACCUUCAGUAGUGUCCAGACAGAUGACAGUGAAACAUACAGUAGUGUCCAGACAGAUGACUGUAAAACAUACAGUAGUGUCCAGAUAGAUGACAGUAAAACCUACAGUAAUAUCCAGACAGAUGACAGCGGAACUUACAGGAAUGUCCAGACAGAUGACAGUGAAACAUACUGUAGUGUCCAGAUAGAUGACAGUAAAACCUUCAGUAAUAUCCAGACAGAUGACAGCGGAACCUUCAGUAGUGUCCAGAUAGAUGACAGUAAAACCUUUAGUAAUGUCCAGACAGAUGACAGCGGAACCUUCAGUAGUGUCCAGACAGAUGGCAUUGAAACAUACAUUUAUGUCCAAACAGAUGACUGUGAAAUUUACAGUAGUGUAUAG
Molecule: messenger RNA, 1182 nt
Organism: Mytilus californianus (California mussel)
Lineage: Eukaryota; Metazoa; Mollusca; Bivalvia; Mytilida; Mytilidae
Exons: 5
Coding region: 1-1182 (393 amino acids)
Source: RefSeq, a predicted model, not a curated record